Molecule: messenger RNA, 1780 nt
Organism: Ipomoea triloba (trilobed morning glory)
Lineage: Eukaryota; Viridiplantae; Streptophyta; Magnoliopsida; Solanales; Convolvulaceae
Product: ribulose bisphosphate carboxylase/oxygenase activase 2, chloroplastic-like
Exons: 8
Coding region: 110-1564 (484 amino acids)
Cellular component (GO): thylakoid; chloroplast stroma
Molecular function (GO): ribulose-1,5-bisphosphate carboxylase/oxygenase activator activity; ATP binding; ATP hydrolysis activity
Source: RefSeq, a predicted model, not a curated record
ACAACACUGCUUAUAUAACUCUAACGCACCCCUCCCGUUCUUUCCUCCCCAAAGCCAAGUUGUGAGUUAUCUCAGUCAGUCUUCCAGUGAUCAUAGCCGCUUCAGGAAAAUGGCUGCCACUGUCUCCACCAUUGGAGCUGUCAACAAGUCAUUGUUGAGUUUGAACAAUGGGAAUGUGGGGAGUUCAGUUCCCAGCAGUGGUUUCUUCGGGAAGGGCUUAAAGAAAACCGGUGGGCACAGAGUUGCAAUGCCGAAGAUCUCAAACAGCAGGCAAAUGAGGGUAGCAGCCGAGGCGCCCGAGGCAGCUGAGCCCGAGAUUGAUGAGCAGAAACAGACCAAUCAGGACAGGUGGAAGGGGCUUGUAGAGGACAUCUCUGAUGAUCAGCAGGAUAUCACCAGGGGAAAGGGACUUGUUGACACUCUCUUCCAGGCUCCUAUGGGUACCGGCACUCACCAUGCUGUCCUUAGCUCUUAUGAGUACAUUAGCCAGGGCCUUCGCGAAUACAAUAUUGAUAACACAUUGGAUGGAUUUUACAUUGCCCCAGCUUUCAUGGACAAGCUUGUUGUCCAUAUCACCAAGAACUUCUUGAAACUGCCCAACAUUAAGAUUCCUCUCAUCUUGGGUGUUUGGGGAGGCAAAGGUCAAGGGAAGUCUUUCCAGUGUGAGCUUGUGUUCCGGAAAAUGGGAAUCAACCCAAUCAUGAUGAGUGCUGGAGAACUGGAAAGUGGGAACGCUGGUGAGCCAGCAAAGUUGAUUAGGCAAAGGUACCGUGAGGCAGCAGAAAUCAUCCGAAAGGGGAACAUGUGCGUUCUCUUCAUCAAUGAUCUCGACGCAGGAGCUGGAAGAAUGGGUGGGACUACCCAAUACACUGUCAACAACCAGAUGGUGAAUGCCACACUUAUGAACAUUGCUGAUAACCCAACCAAUGUCCAGCUCCCCGGCAUGUACAACAAGCAGGAGAAUGCCCGCGUCCCCAUCAUAGUCACCGGCAAUGACUUCUCCACCCUCUACGCUCCUCUCAUCCGUGACGGCCGUAUGGAGAAGUUCUACUGGGCACCUACCCGGGAGGACAGAAUCGGUGUUUGCAAGGGUAUCUUCCGCACUGACGGUGUACCAGAUGAGCAUGUUGUUAAGCUCGUUGACACCUUCCCCGGACAAUCAAUUGAUUUCUUUGGUGCCCUGAGAGCAAGAGUGUACGAUGAUGAAGUGAGGAAGUUCAUUGCAUCCAUUGGGGUAGAUGCAGUGAAUGAAAGACUGCUGAACUCUAGGGACGGCCCACCCAAAUUCGACCAGCCAAAGAUGACAAUUGAGAAGCUGCUUCAAUAUGGAUACAUGCUUGUACAAGAACAAGAGAAUGUUAAGAGAGUUCAAUUAGCCGACAAGUACCUCAAAGAGGCUGCCCUUGGAGAUGCAAACGAAGAUGCAAUCAAGAAUGGAAACUUCUAUGGACAAGGAGCCCAGAGUGGUAAUCUUAAGGUUCCUGAAGGCUGCACUGAUCCUCAAGCAACAAACUUUGAUCCUACCGCUAGGAGCGAUGAUGGAACCUGCACGUACCAGGUUUAAGGUUACGACAUCUGCAAAAGCGUUUGUUAGAACCCAAGAUGUCAGACUGAAAUAUUAUUCAGCGGACACAAGAGUAUAAUGUUUUGUAUCAAUUGUUCAUCUAUCGAUUACUUUUCAUAACAUUUACUCUCCGGGUGUGGGACCUAAGGGCUAAAUAUUUCUGUCUUUUAUGACAAAAGAGUAUAUUUGAUAAAGAUAUUUCUUUUUUUUUUGGAA